GUUUGGGGGACUGCGGAUCGCGGGUUUGAGCGGCAUCUACAAACAUCACGACUACACGCGCGGCCACCACGAGAGUCUGCCGUACAACGAAUCCACCAUUCGUUCCCUCUACCAUAUCCGCGACUUUGAGGUAUACAGGCUGCUGCAGCUGCAACAACCUGUGGACAUCUUCCUGUCGCACGACUGGCCAACUAACAUUGCGCGGUACGGCAAUACGGCGCAGCUGCUGGCCAGGAAGGCCUUUCUGCGCGCCGAGGUGGAGAGCGGCACGCUGGGCAGCCCCCCCGGCGCCCAGCUGCUGGCGGAACUAAGGCCCGCCUACUGGUUCGCAGCGCACCUGCACACCAACAGCAGCAGCAGCACCCGGGGCGGCAGCGGCUUCCCCACCACUCGCUUUCUGGCCCUGGACAAGUGCUUGCCGGGCAGGGACUUUCUGCAGGUCAUCGAGGUGGAUGCCCCUGGGCCGCCGGAGCUGCACUACGACGAGGAGUGGCUUGCCGUACUGAGAACCACACACCACCACACCAACCUGGCCUUUAAACACGCGCCACUGCCCGGUAGGACGGGUCGGGGGUUGGGGGGGAAGGUGCGAGGAGGCAGAUAG
Messenger RNA from Volvox carteri f. nagariensis, 604 nucleotides. RefSeq lists its product as uncharacterized. The annotation marks the transcript as partial. Gene Ontology annotation, molecular function: RNA lariat debranching enzyme activity. Lineage: Eukaryota; Viridiplantae; Chlorophyta; Chlorophyceae; Chlamydomonadales; Volvocaceae. The record is from RefSeq and is a predicted model, not a curated record. Gene Ontology annotation, cellular component: nucleus. Gene Ontology annotation, biological process: mRNA splicing, via spliceosome. The transcript is spliced from 5 exons.